This is a messenger RNA of Peronospora farinosa, 3738 nucleotides long. The record is from the annotation of a GenBank genome assembly. Lineage: Eukaryota; Oomycota; Peronosporomycetes; Peronosporales; Peronosporaceae.
AUGACGGACAGUAGCAGCUUUAAAGACCGAGAAGCAGCGCUAUUGCGUGAACUCUCUGCGUUGUAUACGAAGCUAAACCAAGUACGUGACAAACGCGUGAAAGAAGAGCAAGAAAGCGGUGCAGGAGGAGGGAACGACAAGGAUGGAGAUGAUGAAGGAGUCAAAGGUUCAAGACGACGUCGUCGAGUGCUAUUGGUGACUCGUACGCUUCCAUUUUGGCUCGUGUCGGAAGACGCACAGUCGCAAUGGCGUGCUGAGUUUCCAGAGCAUGCAAGUCUGAAUGGAGCGAUGGAAAUUUUUCAGUCUUUGCAUGAAAGUUACGACUGUGUCUGGAUCGGAUCGGUGCAUGGAGAGAUUGAACCAAGUGAACAAAAUACGUUAAAGGAACAAUUAUUGCAAGAUCGCAAAUAUUAUCCAGUCUUUUUGGAUGAAAGGAGAGAACGACUGUACUAUCAGGGGUUUUGUAAAACGGUCAUGUGGCCGCUGUUCCACUCGUGUCCGCCGACGACGGAUGAUCAGAUAACGCAACAUGAAAUGAUGGAAGAUGGACAGGAAGAUGACCAUAGUAUGGAAAAAAUGUGGCAGGCAUAUGUUGCGGCAAAUCAGGCGUUUGCCGAUGCCAUUCAAGAAGUUUAUGAAGAAGGUGACUUGGUUUGGAUCCAGGGAUAUCACUUGACGCUCGUGCCACAAAUGGUGCAGAACUUGUUUCCAAACAAUAAUGUGUGUAUGGGUUUCUUCAUGCACAUUCCAUUCCCAUCUGCAGAGUUGUAUCGGAUACUAAACAACCGUGAGGAAAUUUUGACCGGUAUAUUGGGUGCCGAUCUGAUCGGAUUUCAGACGUAUGACUACGCUCGACAUUUCCAAAGCGCAUGUGUUCGAUUAUUGGGGCUGGAAAGCAGUCACGAAGGCGUGGACCUAAACGGACAUUUUGCUCGUGUAACAAUUUUUCCAGUGGGAAUUGAUGCCAACAAGUACGCCGCAAUGGUGCAAUCGGACGCAGUUCAAAAGCAGAUGACGCAAUUGACGAGUCAAUUUUCCGGGAAAAAGGUGAUUCUCGGAGUGGAUCAAUUAGAUCAGACAAAAGGGCUUGUGCAUAAGUUGUUGGCAGUCGAGGAGUUGUUUACCCAGAAGCCAGACCUUGCGAAAAAGGUAGUGUUCUUGCAAAUUGUUACGGGUCCGCCAGUGUAUGAGUCGGCGCUAGAAUCGCAGGUUGAGUCUUUGGUGUCUCGUAUUAACAGCAAGUUGCAAGAUGUGGGUACUGAAGGCCCUGUGCAGUAUUUGAAUAAAGAUAUUGCCGUGGAGGCUCUGCUCGCAUUGUAUGCAUUGGCCGACGCGCUGGUGAUUACGCCCGUCCGUGACGGAAUGAACACUAUUCCAUUUGGAUACAUCGUUUGCCGUGAGGCCACAAACAAGCAUGCGCGUGUAAUCCUGAGCGAAUUUGCAGGAUGUGCCCAGUCGCUGGGCAAAGCGCGACUCGCGAACCCAUGGAAUACUGAAGAACUCUCGCGUGCGUUGCUAGAAUCCCUUCAAGACAAUGAUGAAGUAAUGCGUGCUCACGAGCAUAUGUUCAGCUACGUAAGUUCCUUCACCUCGAGGCAUUGGGCGGACAAAUUCCUGGAGCAGCUUCAUGAAUGCCGUGAAGAGAACGCGGUGUCAGUAUCAGGGCGUGAGCUGAGUCGUCGCGAUAUGACAUCAGCUUACUCACGGUCAUCGCGGCGGCUGAUCUUUAUUAAUUAUGAAGGUGUGCUUGCAGUUGAAGCGUCGAUUCCGGAGCUGGCCUACCCACCACAAGAGCUUAUCUGGCAAUUGUCUAUGCUUACGAGCGACCCGCGCAAUACUGUUGUUCUUGUCAGUGCGCGUAGUAUGUCAGUGUGUGAGCAGUGGUUUGCUGAACUUUCAGGAAAUCUUGUUCUUGCAGCAGAGUAUGGCGUAUACGUUAAGUGGAUCGGCGACAAUGAGGGUUGGCACUGCUUGGUGCCGAACAUGGACAUGAGUUGGUGGGAACACAUAUUGCCAUUGCUGGAAUAUUACACAGAGCGUACUCCAGGUGCGUAUAUCGAGCGAAAGGAUAGCUCGAUAGCAUGGCACUACCGUGACUGCGAUUUGGACCACGGGUUAUGGCAAGCUAGUGAGCUUUUGGUCUCGUUGCGCGAGAUUACGAGGUCUCUUCCGGUGUCUUUGUAUCCAGGUAACCGGUAUCUCGAGGUGCGACCAGAGAAGGUUAGCAAAGCUACGCUGUUUGAGCGCAUAUGGAAGUAUAUGAAUUGGUCUUCGCUGUUUCCUGAUGAAGAUCCAGUUACGACAGAGUAUCUCGGCGAAUUGAUACACCCACCCCCGUCUUCAACCGUGAUAUCACGUGGAUUUGAAAACGACGUGCCUGGCGGUGAUGGUUUAACAGCAUUAAGUUUGGAUGACUUAAAUACUCGACUUACGAGAAAGGACUUCCUUAGAGGAGAUAGGAAGGAUUCGGAAAGUUUUAGCAUUGAGCAACCGGAUGAUGCAGACGAAAAGCAGCCAGUUGAUUUUAUUUUGGUGAUCGCCUCGGGUGAUGACCGAACUGAUGAAGAUGUGUUUGCAUUUCUAGUGCCUCCGCCAAUCGAUCUUGACGCAUACUCCCGACAACUCGAGAAGGAUGACAUGUCUAGUACUCCACAGCAGGUGGAAGGAAUGUUACCAGUUGAACCUGAUACUGACGAUUCGUCCUCUUCAUCUAAUCGACACCUAAGUUUCAUACAAGAAGCGGGAUGCAGUGAAAGUGAAAUCGGGUCAUCGAGCUUCGAUGAUGUCAGUGACAACAUGUCUUACAAAACAUCUCGUCGACUACGGGGGAGAACGUCGCUUGCAGCCGGGUCGUGUGGAGAGCGAGGCAGUUUGUCGACUACCUCGUCGCUAGCACGGCUCUCUUCGCUGCCAGGUGUUGCAGACUCCCGAGCACUGGAUGAAAACAUAACGAAACUAACACUUGCAAAUUCUCCGAAUGCUGAAGAGGCUGGGAACAUGUUUCCGAUGCUCAACCGACAAAUUGUUGCGCGCCACGACGGAAUCGUCACUGAAAAGAGCAGGUUUACUCGUCCUGACUUUCCACCCUCGGCCGCUUUGUUUAAGGCUAUGAGGGCAAAAUACGGUGAGAACUUUGGCCUUCACAGAAUCCCGGAUACUCUGGCGGCCUGUUGGGCACUUGUUUGUCCACCUAAUGGGUGUGCAAAGGUAGAAGAUGGCAUUAAAACACAAAGGAGUAACUCGCGGGUACUGCCGGAAGAGAAGCUUCUAGUUACUGGAAAUCUUGUGACAACUGAAGGGUUGGAAGCCUCAGUCGGGGGUGAAUCAAGUACCAAUAGUUGGGUUCAUAGCGAUCUGACCGCUUUGAAAUCCACGGCUAUUCGCGACAGCGAGGAUGAGAGUGGUUCACUGCGAGGCGAUGGAGAUCAGGCUCAAUACAAUAACAAGCAUAAGUCGGACUCCAACAUUGCUGAAAAGGAGCUUACUGCAGCGAAGGCAACGGGGGAAAACGAACUGCCAGUCAGCCAAACGACUUCGGGGUCUACAGAUGAAGCUGACGACGGGCGAUAUCGGUUUCCUGUCAACACAUUUGUGUGCACACUCGGCCGCAAACAUUCUCAAGCGCCAUACUUUAUCAAGAAUUCGGGGGAUUUGUUCCAGCUAUUACAAGAAAUGGGUAUAAGCAGUCAUAUUCGCAAACAGCGCGUGCUUUCCACGGGCAGCGUCGGAGAUAUUUAA